GCCCAGUUCCUCUUCCUCCUUCCCUGACUAGGUAGGCUUCUCCCUUCCCCUCAUUAGGAAGCAGUUGUUUUUGCUCAGGUUGGUGGCGUGUGGCCAUGGACACAUUGAGCGCCUGCAUCUUUCAUCUCCCGGGUCGGUGUGAGCUGGUGCUGUAAUUUCACUCCAGGAAGCUGCACGGCAGUUCUCAAGUGAAGAGGAAAAGCCAAAGAAAUGUGAUUGAGCGCGGCAGCCCUCCGUGUUCGCUAAAAUGCUAAACGAGGGGCCCGUGGUUCUCAGAGCGUAUUCCACGAGAAAAGCUGAGAGCUCAAGCGCUUGGGCUGGCUGAUUGCCAGAGCACUCAGGCCAGCAAUUGAGGGACUGAAAUAUAAUCGGUGGCGAUACAUUUGCACCACCUGAGACCUGCUCUGCCUCGGAAGGCUCUGGUAGCCCUGGGAAGCACCAGCUGGGGCAGCUAGCGUCUGCAAGGCGGGAGGAUCUCCGUCGCAAUGUCACAGCAGAAGUGCAUCGUGAUCUUCGCUCUGGUCUGCUGCUUUGCGGUUCUGGUGGCGCUGAUAUUUUCAGCUGUGGACAUCAUGGGAGAGGAUGAGGACGGACUCUCAGAGAAAAAUUGCCAAAAUAAAUGUCGGUAAGAGAAUCGCUCUUGUGGAAAACAUUCCUGAAGGCCUUAACUACUCUGAAGAUGCCCCGUUUCACUUACCGCUUUUCCAGGGCUGGAUGAACUUACUCAACAUGGCCAAAAAGUCUGUUGACAUAGUGUCUUCCCACUGGGACCUAAACCACACGCACCCAUCGGCAUGUCAGGGACAACGUCUCUUUGAGAAAUUGCUCCAACUGACAUCGCAAAAUAUCGAAAUCAAGCUGGUGAGCGAUGUGACUGCUGAUUCAAAGGUAUUAGAAGCCUUGAAGUUAAAGGGAGCGGAGGUGACAUACAUGAACAUGACCGCCUACAACAAGGGUCGGCUGCAGUCAUCCUUCUGGAUUGUGGACAAACAGCAUGUGUACAUCGGCAGCGCGGGCUUAGACUGGCGAUCCCUCGGACAGAUGAAAGAACUCGGCGUCAUCUUCUACAACUGCAGCUGCCUGGUCCUAGACCUACAAAGGAUAUUCGCUUUGUACAGCUCACUCAAGUUCAAGAGCAGAGUACCUCAGACCUGGUCCAAGAGACUCUACGGAGUCUAUGACAAUGAGAAGAAGCUCCAGCUCCAGCUGAACGAAACCAAGUCACAGGCCUUUGUGUCGAACUCUCCCAAACUCUUUUGCCCUAAGAACAGAAGCUUUGACAUCGACGCCAUCUACAGCGUGAUUGAUGACGCCAAACAGUAUGUGUACAUUGCUGUCACGGACUACCUGCCCAUCUCCAGUACGAGCACGAAAAGGACAUACUGGCCGGAUUUGGAUGGGAAAAUAAGAGAAGCCUUGGUUUUACGAAGCGUUAAGGUCCGGCUGCUCAUAAGCUUCUGGAAGGAGACUGAUCCCCUCACGUUUAACUUCAUCUCGUCUCUUAAAGCUAUUUGCACUGAAAUAGCCAACUGCAGUUUGAAAGUUAAAUUUUUUGAUCUGGAAAGAGAGAAUGCUUGUGCCACAAAAGAACAAAAGAACCAGACCUUUCCCAAAUUAAACCGCAACAAGUACAUGGUGACAGAUGGAGCCGCUUACAUCGGAAAUUUUGACUGGGUAGGGAAUGACUUUACCCAGAAUGCCGGCACAGGCCUUGUCAUCAACCAGGCAGAUGUGAAAGACAACAGGAGCAUCAUUAAGCAGCUUAAAGACGUGUUUGAGAGGGACUGGUAUUCGCCUUAUGCCAAAUCCAUACAGCCAACCAAACAACCGAACUGUUCAAGCCUAUCCAAACUCAAGCCUCCCUCCAACCAACCUGCCACUUACAAUGCCACCGGGAGGGAGCUCCUGAAUGGAAAGCUCACUGACAGACAAGCAGGGCUUCAGACCUAACACAGGAAAGACUAGAGGAAAGACAGCGAUUUACUACGUCUUUUUUUUUAAGGGGAAAUAAAAAGCACACUUAUUAAAAAUGUUCUCUGAAUGACAUGUAAUAUCUAGCUAACAACAUCUUAGCACCAUAUAUUCAAUUUAAGACUUUUGUAUCUAUGAGCUCUGACAGAGAAUGUCACUCCGGUGUAGAAGUUAGUUUUUAACCUCUGCAAACAGAUUUUACGACUCGGUUCUCCCGUUUCUUACUGGUUUUAGAACCUUUCCUGCUGGUCCACCUGCACUGGUUUUAAGAAGCCUAGCAUGAGGCGAGCCCUUUCCUUUAAUAGUGCUGAAUUCCAGACUUAGAGGAAGGGGGUUGGGGGCGGAGACAGAGACAGAACCAAGCAUCUGCCCUGAUAAAUCCUCUCCAAGACCUAUCCAGGCAGCUGAGCACAGGUGCCUCCAUCUCAUGUCAGCCUUCAAGACUCUUCAGAAACAGCCAUUGUUGUCUCCUUGUUCCUUGUCUUCUGAUACCAGAGGGGUUUUUGUUUUGUUUUGUUUGUUGUUUUGUUUUUUGUUUGGUUGGUUGGUUUUUUUUUUUUUUUUUUUGUAUCAGCCUGUCUUCUCAUGAACUGUUCAUGUUCUACAUAGUCCCUGGACUCACCUCAGCCCUAGGUCAAAGUGUGAGAAUAUCUUUGGGAAAGGUAUGAAUUCCCCAGAAUGUAAACAAAAUGGAAAUAGCAGGCUUUCAUUCUCACCUCUCAACUACAAUUUUUUCCCAUCCCAAACUGGUUAUUUUUAAAAAUCACAGUCAGUUCUCUGUCUCUGUCUCUAUCUCUCUGUCUCUCUGUGUCUCUGUCCUUUUCUCUGUCUCUCUGUCUCUCCCUUUCUCUCUGCUGUAUAUGUUUUUUUUUCCUGAAGCUCAGAAAAAUGAAGUGCCCCUGCUAAUAUCCAGCAAACCAUUAAGUCUGCAUUUGGAGAACAAAGCGGUUUCACAUUGUGCUUGGUUAACAGUAUUUUAAAGGAAAGGUCUCUAUGCGUUGGUGGAUUUUAAUUUAUUUAGAAUUAUUAUGCUGUUAAGAGUAUGCCAGCAAAUGUUUAUAACAGAGCUAUUUAAUAUACUUUCUGCUAUUUAAUAUACCAAAUGCUUUUCAGACAAAUGCAAUUUAAAUACUGUGCUUAACAUAUUUUACUAAGAAACAGAAAUACUGGAUCACUGUUCUAUAAUGUCAUUGUGUGUUGUUUUCUACCUAUACAAUAUAUAAUCCUGUAUUAAUGGAGACUGUUGCUACAUGAGAGAGGUGUGACCUCUUCAGAGCCCAGAGCGAGUGGCCAAGAUGCCCAUGCUCAGUUUGGCUCCUGACACCAUGCUCAGAGCGGAGUCCUUCACUCUUUGGCCUCGGGUUUCUAUUGUUGACGUAGGGACAAUAAUACUCACCUACCUCGCAAGGAUGCUGUCAUGGUAGGCGAUGUUUAUAAGUUGUUUUUGAAAUCAAAAGAACUAUAUAAAUGCUAAGCAUUACACUGCAUAAUCUUUUUCUUGAAGUAAUCUCUGUGGUAUCCUGAUAGAAUCUAUACAAGGUAUUCCCCCAAGAAUCUGAGGGGAAAAUAAAGCACCUUCUAUUUACAAACACAUAUGAAAUGAAUGGGGAUGAAAGGGGGAAAAGGUUGGUCCUAGUGACAAUUUGAAUGUAGGUAUUUGAAUGGAACAUUCUGCCCAGUCACCAUGACAUAAAUAAUAACACACAACUAGAUGCUGUGCUGAAAAUGGACCUUUAGGACCAGAGUGUUCAUGUGUUUUGAGAAUGAGGAUGAGCGAUCUCAUUUAUUUACUCUUAUCUCUAGAGACUUAGUUUUAAUUAUGCCAAAAAGGGUUCCUUAUUCACAGGUUCACUGAACAGAGUGGCUGCUCCCAAUCCUACUGAUUCCUCCAGUUUCUUUUCUGACAUUUUCUCCUCUUACCUCACUGGGUGUCUAACCAAGUCAAGAGGGCUGAGAGAGUUAUCUAGGCAUGAUGUGCAUGCCUUUAUUACCAGCUCUCAGGGGAAUAGGCAAGAAGAUCUUUGUGUUUUGGAGGCCACAUAGAGAGUUCCAGAAUAGCCAGGGCUACAUAAAGAGACACUCUCAAACAAAGAACAGAACAGAAAAGAAAGGGAUAGAAAAGAAAAAGAAAGGAAAGGAAAGGAAAGGAAAGGAAAGGAAAGGAAAGGAAAGGAAAGGAAAGGAAAGGAAAGGAAAGGAAAGGAAAGGAAAGGAAAGGAAAGGAAAGGAAAGGAAAGCCAGAGAUAAAGAGACAGAGCAUGCCAGGAGAAAGCUGUGAUUUAAGAGUAUCAGGAUGUAUAGACCGGUUUGAAGACUUUCAAUGAUACUUUUUGUUGAUAAUGUCCAGCCCAUAAGAUUCUAAGUAUUUACCAUAUACUCCAUCCUAGAAUUGGGUGUCAUCCUGGCAGUUGUCCAAAAGUAGCUUUAGGGAUAAUUUUUAAAGGAAGAAAGGCAAUGAGAAGAGCUGCAGACAAACUACCCUCUUUACUCUUGAACAGACAAAGGGAACCUGGGUUGAAAAAGGGAAUACAAGGGAAACGUAAAAAGUUGCCCUCCUUUUUGGCUUUGUCAUUUCCCAGAUGGCUUGCCAACAGUCUCAUGAGACAAACGUAGGUUUGGUGGUAUGGGUCCUUUCCCCGUUACUGCCUUUGGUAUUGCGUAAUAGGAAAACAGAACAUUUUCAUUGAUGAAAUGGCCAUCACUGUCACUUAUUCCCAAACCCACCAGCAUAGCAGCUCUGGGCAUGAUGUCACAGGUUUUCAGCCACACGCCAGCAUCAGCGGAACCCUCCUUGGCCUGGUAACCAUGACUGUGCUCCCACAGCUAAGCACCUCACCCCAGCAUGCCACACCAUCCCUUGGCAGAGUUCCCUGUGUCAUCUGUCUCCUGAGAGAGCAUCCAAUUCAGGAGACUCUUCUCUCUCAUCUGGACACUCUCCUAUAGGAGAGAACCUUUUUCUUUUAGACUUUGAGUCUGUGCUGGAUAGAUAACUAACUUCCACCCUUCCCCUUCCAAGUAGCUUAAGAUGUAUUUAUUAAGACGGAAAGAACACAAGACAAAAACACUCUGAGACUACUCAUAAUAUGGGGAUCUAAACCCUUUGGAAAAUAUGAAUAAGGGGCUCAAAAGAUGGCUCAGCAGUUAAGAGCACUGGCUGUUCUUCCAGAGGUCCUUUUGUUCCAUUCCCAGCAACGACCUGGUGACACCUAACAAUAAUAAGAUCUGGUGCCACUUCUGGCCUGCAGCCAGAAUACUG
Meriones unguiculatus (Mongolian gerbil) is the source of this 5227-nucleotide messenger RNA. RefSeq names its product phospholipase D family member 5 (gene Pld5). NCBI's taxonomy places the organism in Eukaryota, Metazoa, Chordata, Mammalia, Rodentia, Muridae. Gene Ontology annotation, molecular function: catalytic activity. The record is from RefSeq and is a predicted model, not a curated record. The transcript has 10 exons. The coding region runs from base 583 to 1950 and encodes 455 amino acids.